CACAUUCACACAUUCGAGGUUAUAAAUAUUCUCUAGACAGUUUUUUCUUCCUCAUCCGUCAUCCAUUCUUCCAUUAUCAGUCGUUAAAUUCCAGAACACUCUAUUCCGUUCCAUUAUCUUUCACAAAUUAAAUAUCAAAUUUACCCCUUUAAUGGCGGCAAAAUACGAGGUAGAGGUAACUUUAACAUCAGCCAAAGAUCUCAAAAACGUUAACUGGCGUCACGGUCCAAAUAAGCCGUACGCCGUUAUCUGGGUCGAUCCAGAUCGGAAAGUUUCAAGCCGGGUCGACGAAGAAGGGGACACGUGUCCACAAUGGAAUCAAACACUUGUAAUCCCUCUUGACCGUCCGAUCGAGGACGCAACCCUCCAUAUUGAUAUUGUUCACGCGUACGCCGCUGAAGAUACCAAGCCGUUAAUCGGCUCGGCUAAAAUUCCAUUACGCGAGGUUGUUGACGAUGUAGGAAUCGGAAGCCGUGCAAGCCGUAGUCUCAAGCUGAAGCGUCCUUCAGGUAGGCCCCACGGUAAGCUUGAAGUUGAGGUAGCCGUUAAACAGCCGAGGUAUCACGCGCCUGAGCCGUAUAACGCGCCGCCUUAUGGAGUUAGUAGAGAUGCUGGUUAUGGCGCCGCGCCGUAUGCAGCUCCACCGGCUGGGUAUCCGGCUUAUUUGGCUCCGCCUCCUGGGGGAUACCCAUAUGGCCAACCCACUUACGCCCAGCCCAGUUAUGCCCCGCCCAGUUAUGCACAGGCCGGAUAUGGGCAACCGGGUGGGUAUGGAUAUGGGCAAGGGGGUCCAGUAAUGGAGGAAAAGAAGAAGAGUAAAUUUGGAGCGAUGGGGACAGGAUUGGCUGUGGGUGCGGUUGCAGGGGCGUUGGGUGGACUCGCGUUGGCUGAAGGGUUUGAUCAAUUAGAAGAUCAUAUUGCUGAUGAGGCUGCAGAGAGAGUCGAGAAUGAUCUUGCUGAUGGAGGGUAUGAUGAUGGUGAUGAUGGAUGGUAGAUUGUACCUAAUUAAUCAAUUGGAAUAAAUUAAAGCUGCUUAAUAUUAAUAUAUCUUAUUAUUUUGAAUUAUUUUUCAUCAAAAUAAUAUAAUUAAUUCUGGAGAAUCUUUGUAACUUGAUAGGUGUAAGGUGUUCAAUUAUUUGAGAAAUGAAAAUUGAUUUUCUGUUGAA
Messenger RNA from Amaranthus tricolor (Joseph's coat), 1166 nucleotides. RefSeq names its product protein SRC2 homolog. The record is from RefSeq and is a predicted model, not a curated record. The coding region runs from base 152 to 994 and encodes 280 amino acids. Gene Ontology annotation, biological process: defense response. NCBI's taxonomy places the organism in Eukaryota, Viridiplantae, Streptophyta, Magnoliopsida, Caryophyllales, Amaranthaceae. The transcript has a single exon.